Molecule: messenger RNA, 1002 nt
Organism: Ostrinia nubilalis (European corn borer)
Lineage: Eukaryota; Metazoa; Arthropoda; Insecta; Lepidoptera; Crambidae
Exons: 3
Coding region: 165-812 (215 amino acids)
Source: RefSeq, a predicted model, not a curated record
AAUUUUUGUCUGUGAUCUUUGAACGCCACUUUGAAAUUUUACGUUACGAAAGUGGUUUGUUUAUUUAUUUUUUAAAAGAAAUAGCAGAAACAGAAUAAUUUAAGCAGUGAUUGAAACACACAAACGAUAAUUUACAUUAAUUAAAUACGCCCUUAAUUAACAAAAUGGGCGAACAAAUGGAAGACCAAGCGAGUGAUGUAGAGAUGAACAACUCUGAACUUGCUUUCGAUAAUCUUACUAUUUUGAAGGAGUUCAGUAACAUUGCAAACCUCGUAAAAAAUGAAGAUUUCCUUGAAACUGUUCCCAAAGCUAAGCUAAAAAGAGUUAAAUGGGUUCCUAUGUUUAAUUGUUUGAAGCAGGGUAUUUUGGAUGAAAUGAUACAGGAAUUGAGUGCUAUGUGGCAGUAUGAAAAUAUGCAAGAGAAAAUCGAGACCCUAGAAAAGCAAAAGGAAAAAUAUGCGGACACUAAUACCGACAAAACUUUAUGGAGGCCACAACUGGGAGAUGUCAAGGCACAACUAAAAGCAAGUGAUGUAGGUAACUUGCAAAAACAGAGAGCCCUACUGGAGUCAUUGGCUAAAGAGUAUGAAAGCAGGGUAAAUAGACUCAAGAAAAUAGUGUCUGCCAAGAGAGGAUACCUCAAGGCUCUCCAACUAGACAUACAGAAAUAUCAAAAGAAGAAUGAAGAUUUUAUCAUGAAAAUCAAUGAAAAAAUCGAAAAUCAUCACAAUUUAACCAAAAUCAUGCUACCAAUUAAACAAGAUGUUGGCGAGAUGAAUUGGAUAGAAAAAGAUUUAGAAAUUGAGAAUUGAUAAUGCACUGCAAGAUUAUUUGAAUAAAAUUUAUAUUUCAGAAAAUUGUACACACCUGAGAAAAAGUACAACGAAAUUUAUUAUAAUUUAAUUAUAUUUUAACUCAAUAUACUGUGAAAGUUAUCUUUACUAGUGUAGAUGAAAAUAGAAUAAAGUUUAUCAAGUGAUAAUAAAGCACAUAAAAAUCUAA